AUGGCAGAGGCUGCAGUGAACUCUGUUAUACAAAUCUUGAGUUCUUUCCUCGUCCAAGAAAUCCAGUUGUUGGGAAAUGCAAAACAAGGAGUUGAAGACAUCAAACGUGGACUGGAGAGUAUCAGAUCUUUUCUCAAGGAUGCAGAUAGAGCUGCAGAAGGAGAAACAAGGGGCAAUAAAGGUGUCAAAACUUGGGUGAACCAAUUGAGGGAAGAAGUUUUCAGGAUUGAAGAUGCCAUCGAUGAGUACACGAUGAAGGCGGCUAGACUUCCUCAUGGCAGAGGUUUCGUUUGUUACAUUCAUAAAGCGUGCUACUUCAUAAAGAUUCAAAAACUGCAACGUGGAAUCACCACUAAGAUUAAAGAUAUCGAACUAUCACUUGCCAAUAUACUGAGAAGAGGAGAAAUCUACAACUUCAAGCACAUAGAUCAAGGGCCAGGCAGUGGAGGGAGAAGUGUUAUAACUCAUGACUCUAGAGUUGGUUCUAUUUUCAUUGAAGACGCUGAAGUUGUGGGUAUAGAAUCUACUAAAGAAAAAUUGAUUUCUUUAUUGGUGGAAGGAACAUCCAAUAUUCGCUCAAUGAUUGCAGUGGUGGGCGAAGGAGGACUAGGAAAAACCACUCUUACUGGGAAAAUUUAUAACAACGAAGCGGUGAAGAAGCAUUUUGAUUGCCAGGCUUGGAUCACAGUUGGGAAAGAAUACUUGAAGAAAGAUUUACUAAGGACAAUUUUACAAGAAUUUUAUCGUUCAACCGGGCCCACUCGAAUGGAGGCAAACAGAAUGGAUGAGAUGAAUUUGAUCAUGAAGCUGAGCGAACAUUUAAAGGACAAGUGUUACAUGAUUGUGUUCGAUGAAGUGUGGAAAAUUGAAAAUUUAGAAGGAAGGAAGAAAACUUUUUGCAGAAAGGCAUUUGGCUCUGACAGUUGUUGUCUUGCAAACUUGACGGAAUUAUCGAAACGUAUAGUUGGAAAAUGUGGAGGUCUACCUCUAACAAUUGUUGCAAUAGAAGACUACAAAAUUAGUUUUGGCAAAUUAGUUCGCCUCUGGAUAGCUGAAAGCUUUGUCCAAUGCAAUGACCACCUUCCAUCUGAGCAUGUUGCUGAAGAAUACUUGAAAGAACUUAUUGAUAGAAGCUUGGUUCAAGUUUCAGAAACAAAAGCUUCUGGAUGA
This is a messenger RNA of Pistacia vera, 1170 nucleotides long. RefSeq names its product disease resistance RPP8-like protein 3. The transcript has 3 exons. The record is from RefSeq and is a predicted model, not a curated record. Gene Ontology annotation, molecular function: ADP binding. NCBI's taxonomy places the organism in Eukaryota, Viridiplantae, Streptophyta, Magnoliopsida, Sapindales, Anacardiaceae. The coding region runs from base 1 to 1170 and encodes 389 amino acids.